Molecule: messenger RNA, 309 nt
Organism: Caenorhabditis sp. 36 PRJEB53466
Lineage: Eukaryota; Metazoa; Nematoda; Chromadorea; Rhabditida; Rhabditidae
Source: the annotation of a GenBank genome assembly
AUGAGGCGCGUGCUCCGUCUCGCCGCCAAAAUGAGCAGUUUGUCUCGUCUCAGCGACGCGCCGAUGUUCUCGCUGCUCACUCGCGCACCUCGUGCUCUGCUUCUGCUCUUGCUCCGCGCUCCGGCCAGCGAGCCCGUGCCAGCCCGUGCCAUUCCGUCUCGACGGCUUCGUCUCACCGACUGCGGUUCCCCAGGUUACAUAAAGAGCGAGCGGCGCAAAAAGUGUGAGCCGAGCCGAGAUGAUGACGCUUUCAUAUCUGACAAGAAGAUAAGAUUUGGAGGCAAGAUGGAUGCAUUAUGGCGUGAAUAA